UCUAUUUCCUCCCCAGGACACCAGGCCCUGGGCCAGAGGACUUGCAAGCUCUCCUCAUGGCAAUCUUCCUCUUGCUCCUGUUCCUGUGUAUGCCCUCCAAUGCUGCAGACAACAUCCAGGCCAUCUAUGUGGCCUUGGGGGACGCGAUGGAGCUGCCCUGUCCUUCGCCACCCGUCCUGCAUGGGGACGAGCUCCUGUCCUGGUUCCACAGUCCUGCGGCGGGCUCUUCUACUGACCUGGUGGUCCAAGUUCCAGUGGCCAGGCUGGACCCUGGGAGGCCCGGAAGAGAGGCCAGGCCCAGACUCCUGGGGAACUACUCUCUGUGGCUGGAUGCGUCCAGGGAGGGCGACGCCGGGCGGUACUGGUGUGCUGUGCUGGGGCAGCACUACAAGUACCAGAACUGGAGGGUGUAUGACAUCUCUGUGCUCACAGGAUCCCAGUUUUCUGCAAGGGCUGCUGAUGGGACUCUCUGUUCUGUCCUCCUGUGCUCUGUGGUCCCUGCCAGACGCCUGGAUUCUGUGACCUGGCUGGAAGGAAGGGGUCCUGUGAGAGGCCAUGCACAGCCUUUCUGGAGUGAUAGGGCCGCGCUGCUCUUGGUGUGUCCUGGGGAUGGGCUUUCUGAGUCCAGGGGCCGCAGGCCAAGAAUCAUCCGCUGUCUCGUGUCUCAAAACAAAGGGAUCAUCUUUAGCCUGGCAGCUCCCGUGGAUGCCUCCCCUGGCCUCUGUGCCCCAUCGAUAGGCUGGGAUGUGCCCUGGAUCCUGGUGUUUUUGCUGAUAGCUGGCCUGAUGAUCACCAUCCUGAUGCUUAGUUUUAUGCUUUGGAGGCGGAGAGGGCAGGGUUCCUCCCCUCCAAAUACCAAGAUCCCUCAAUUCAAACCUGAAGUCCAGGUCUAUGAGAAUAUCCAUUUGGCUCAUCUAAGCCCACCUGUCCUCAAGACCAGGUGUCCGUGACAUUUUCUCCUGAGCAGUGUGACCUGCUCUCCUGGCCAUC
Molecule: messenger RNA, 990 nt
Organism: Sorex fumeus (smoky shrew)
Lineage: Eukaryota; Metazoa; Chordata; Mammalia; Eulipotyphla; Soricidae
Gene: LY6G6F
Product: lymphocyte antigen 6 family member G6F
Exons: 6
Coding region: 57-950 (297 amino acids)
Source: RefSeq, a predicted model, not a curated record